Clupea harengus (Atlantic herring) is the source of this 1805-nucleotide messenger RNA. Its product is annotated as dual specificity protein phosphatase 23-like. Lineage: Eukaryota; Metazoa; Chordata; Actinopteri; Clupeiformes; Clupeidae. The record is from RefSeq and is a predicted model, not a curated record. Gene Ontology annotation, biological process: protein dephosphorylation.
AAUGGUUGGCAUAGGCUAACCACACCUAUUCAUAUCGUUUUCAGUGUUGUCGUUGCUAUGGGAUGAAUGAUUAACGGCAAUGGAAUUCAGCUAUAGCCUAUGUAUUAUUGGUCCACCACAGUCACAUUUCGUCACGGCGAGUGAGUUGAAUGUCGUUCAGUGUCGGUGUUACUAAACACUCUGCACGCGUAAAGUAGCCUAUCGACACCACAUGGCGACUACUGCUCCCCCAAACUUUUCCUGGGUCGAGCCCAACAAACUGGCCGGCCUGGCUUAUCCGUGUGCCACGGGUCACUAUCAGUUUCUUCUCGACAGUGGGAUUCAACAUCUAGUUUGCUUGUGUGAAUCACUUCCACCCCAUCACGACAGUUGCCCUGGACUUCAAGUGCAUCAUAUUGGCAUCGUGGACUUCGCGCCGCCUAGUUUGGAACAGAUAAAGACGUUUCUGUCCAUUGUCGAAGGUGCAAACUCAAAGGAUCAGGGUGUGGGUGUCCAUUGUAUGCAUGGCCAUGGACGGACAGGGACCAUGUUGGCGUGCUACUUGGUGGAGAAGAGGAAAAUAUCUGGAGAUGAAGCUAUAGAGAUGAUCAGAAAAAUACGCCCAGGUUCCAUUGAAACCAGAGACCAGGAGAAAACUGUACGGGACUUUCAACAGCAUAUUCAGUAACUUUUCACAAGUGAUGACAGACUGAGGAGUAACGUUUAUGCCACUUCCAAUUGCCAUUAGAAUAGAUGCAUGUUAAGAUAGUGUCAAUGUACAAGCUUCUUAUGUCAGAGGGAGUAGAAAAAAAACAAACAGGUAAGAGGUGUAUUAACUUUAAUUUUAUUCAAAAUAGGGUACAGUUGGAAUACAGAGAAAUAGUCUCAGCUAAUCCUUAGAUAUCCACAUAUGGCCUCACAUAAUUAACCACAACUGUCUUGAAACAAGAGUCUAUUCCUAGGAUUUUCUUUUAGGAGUCUGCAGUCAUUGUUGGGUGGUUGGGGCUAAGCAGAUUGUAAUGGAAUCUGUAAGAACAGGUGUUUCACUCUGCGGUCUCUUCAUUUGUAAGAAUCAGGUCUACUGUGCCCUGAAAAAUAUCUGAUAAAAAAUAAAAACGUACAAAAAAAUAUACCUUUCACUAGUUUCUGCAAACGCAUCCAACAUUCAACGAACUAGACGGUCAGUCAGCAAAGGCAGAAGGGUGCCUGCUUCGAUCCAGCACUUUUACAAUGAAUCCAGAGUCCAUGGUACGUCAUUCCAGUAAUCUUUAUUGAGUCCCAGAUGAUCGCAAUAGUCUACCCUCCAUUACCCAGAUCAGUUAACCUUUGACUUUGCGGCAAUAUAUUCCUCUUUAACACUCUCUCUCCAAAGAAACAGGUCCCUUUGAAAUUGCCAUCACGGGUCAGAUAAAAAGAUACAUAUUAUUUAGGAAGACCAAAGCAACACAAUUUCCACAAACAACUCCCAUACACAAGAGAAAAUUACCUCAAUGUGAUUCACUUUUUAUUUUGAAAAUGGUAAGACAUUAUGUGUGUGCAACUUUAAACACAGAUCAUGUUUGUUUGAGUCAAAACUGGUUUAGUGUAAAGAUCCAUUGCUCACCAUGACGGAAUACUUAAAGCUUUGCUUACAUAACUGGCAAUAUAACAGUGUCAUUUAUUCCAAGGCUAAAUAUGUGAAAAAUAAUACUUUGUAUAAUUUUAUACAAAUUGUACAGACAAUUUCACUUUUUUUUGUAAAAUCUGUAUUUAUUUGAUUUACAAAAGCCUAACAUGAAACAACCAAUAAAAUGAAACCAAAUAAACCUGUAACCUAGAAUGAAAAA